This is a messenger RNA of Peronospora matthiolae, 621 nucleotides long. Lineage: Eukaryota; Oomycota; Peronosporomycetes; Peronosporales; Peronosporaceae. The record is from the annotation of a GenBank genome assembly.
AUGUCGUUUCGGGGUGGACGCGGUGGCUUCCGCGGAGGACGUGGGGGCGGUCGUGGUGGUAGCUUCGGUGGUCGUGGUGGUGGUCGUGGUGGUUUUCGUGAACCUGAAGGCCCUCCUGCUUUUGUUGUUGAGUUGGGUUCAUUCAUGCACGCGUGCGAGAACGAGAUGGUGUACAAGAGCACGAACGAUAAAGUGCCAUACUUCAACGCUGGUGCUUUCUUGGAAAACAAGACGCGCAUUGGCAAAGUGGACGAGAUCCUCGGCUCGAUCAACGAGGUCAUGUUUACAGUCAAGCCCGACUCGGGCGUGUCAGCGACGUCGUUCCAGAAUGGAGACAAGGUGUUCAUUAGCCCGGACAAACUACUUCCAUUAAGUCGAUUUACUGAAAAGUCAAGCUCAAAGUCAGCAGGUGCUGGACGGGGCGGUGGUCGUGGAGGGGGACGUGGUGGACGAGGUGGCGGUCGCAGCGCAGGUCGUGGCGGCUUUGCCAGUCGUGGUGGUGGUCGUGGUGGAUUCGGUGGACGAGGUGGUGGAUUUAGUGGACGGGGCGGUGGUUUUGGUGGACGUGGUGGAGGUCGUAGCGGCGGGCGAGGCUUUGGAGGCGGUCGUGGGCGCUUUUAG